Anopheles coustani is the source of this 2175-nucleotide messenger RNA. It is a transcript of the gene Arr1, whose product is annotated as arrestin homolog. The transcript is spliced from 4 exons. Lineage: Eukaryota; Metazoa; Arthropoda; Insecta; Diptera; Culicidae. Gene Ontology annotation, cellular component: cytoplasm. Bases 245 to 1396 code for a protein of 383 amino acids. Gene Ontology annotation, biological process: G protein-coupled receptor internalization; signal transduction. The record is from RefSeq and is a predicted model, not a curated record. Gene Ontology annotation, molecular function: G protein-coupled receptor binding.
CGAAGGUGGUCAUCCCUCUACUCGCAGUGAAACGUCUACUCACAAGCACAGCACAGAAACAGAACCAGUCCAAACCACCAAGUUUGAAACCGAAACCCGCUUCCGAAACCGAACCGAACAGUGCAUUUUUUCAGUGCCGGAAACCCCGAAACAUAUUCUCGCCCGUAUAUCUUCAUAGUGUGCAUCCCGAGUGCCAGUUUGAGAGUUGGUGAACUGUUCUCGUACGAAAAAGGAUUACAUCAAGAUGGUCUAUAACUUCAAGGUCUUCAAGAAGUGCGCCCCGAAUGGCAAGAUUACGCUGUACAUGGGCAAGCGGGACUUUGUCGACCACGUUUCCGGAGUCGAGCCAAUCGACGGUAUCGUCGUCCUGGACGAUGAGUACAUGCGCGACAACCGCAAGGUGUUCGGCCAGGUCGUGUGCUGCUUCCGGUAUGGCCGCGAGGAGGACGAGGUGAUGGGGCUGAACUUCCAGAAAGAGCUGUUCCUCGCCUCGGAGCAGAUCUGGCCGCGCCCGGAGAAGUCGGACAAGGAGCAGACGAAACUGCAGGAGCGCCUGCUGAAGAAGCUCGGCCCGAACGCCGUCCCGUUCACGUUCCAGAUGUCGCCGAACGCGCCAUCCUCGGUGACGCUGCAGCAGGGCGAGGACGACAACGGUGACCCGUGCGGCGUGUCGUACUACGUGAAGAUCUUCGCCGGCGACUCGGAGACGGACCGCACGCAUCGCCGCAGCACGGUUGCGCUCGGCAUCCGCAAGAUCCAGUUUGCGCCGACCAAGCAGGGCGCCCAGCCAUGCACCGUGGUGCGCAAGGACUUCAUGCUGAGCCCGGGCGAGCUGGAGCUGGAGGUGACGCUCGACAAACAGCUGUAUCUCCAUGGCGAGAGGAUAGGCGUGAACAUCUGCAUACGCAACAACUCGAACAAGAUGGUCAAAAAGAUCAAGGCCAUGAUCCAGCAGGGCGUCGACGUGGUGCUGUUCCAGAACGGCAGCUACCGCAACACGGUCGCGUCGCUGGAGACGAGCGAGGGCUGCCCUGUCCAGCCCGGGUCCAGCCUGCAGAAGGUGAUGUACCUGACGCCGCUGCUGUCCUCGAACAAGCAACGCCGCGGGGUAGCUCUCGACGGGCAGAUCAAACACCAGGACCAGUGCCUCGCCUCCACUACUCUUUUGGCGCAACCGGAUCAGCGUGACGCAUUCGGAAUCAUCGUAUCCUACGCGGUCAAGGUGAAGCUGUUCCUCGGUGCACUCGGUGGCGAACUGUCGGCUGAGCUACCGUUCGUCCUGAUGCACCCUAAGCCCGGCACCAAGGCCAAGGUGAUGCAUGCGGACAGCCAGGCUGAGGUGGAAACCUUCCGGCAGGACACCGUCGAUCAGACUGGCUCGAUCGACUUCGAUUGAAGCGCUAAAGUGAUCGCAAUCCGAUAACUACGAUGAACGGGCCUACCAGAAAACUCACACAUGAAAUAUACACACACACACACACCAACGAGAGGGAUAGAGUGAGAGAUAAAGAAAGAGAGAGAAGAAGAAGGAGUAAACGAAGGAAAUACACAGAUGCCACAACCGCAAACCGAACGCAAACGACCUACGAACGACGAUCGAGCUUUCCAUUCCAGUCCUUGUUUUCUUUCCCUCGCCGGUGCAGAAGUCAAGAAAGGAAGAGACACGGAACUACAACGCAAACGACGACCACGACACGAUUGGAUGAAACAAUCUUUAACGAGAUAGAAACUUUUUAACAUCAUAAAGAAAAACGAAGCAAUAAAGAAGCUUAUCUGCAAAUAUGUACCUUAUACUGAAAACGAAAAUCAAACACCCAACUUGAUCAGGUUCCUUCCAAGGAUGUGCUUGAACUGCAACCAUGCAUUGGUGCAUGUUGCGCUUCACUUAAAAGAGAGACUUGGUUAUGUACACUACAAUUGGGUGGAUGAAAAUAAAAAUAAAAUUUUUGAUUGGCUAAAAAAAAUUGCUUCUAAUAGCAGCGUUAUUUUUUUCUAGGUUUUUCCUAUUUUGUUGAUGUUAACAAAAACAGAUAUCGACACCCAUGUUCGGCAGAACUUUAUAUUAACAUCUGACCUUGUAUUUCAUUCAUUUAAAAAUGGAAUAUGUAGUCGUAAGCCCCAAGCGUGUUUCAUGUAAAGCUAAACACAUUUAAAUUAGUACCGAAAAAGACAUAA